CGACGUAGCACACACUGUUUUAGAGACGACCAAGAUUUGGUCUGUUUCUGAACCGCUUGCGAAAAGAGUCUCCUGUUCGGCUGUUCGUGCUCUUGUGAUGGAUUAGCGCAUAUUGCACAAUACAUACACCAUCGCAUCACCGUUCAGAUUGCUAUCAUGGUAGGGACUACGUCUCCCUCCAGGUCUGCGGGCCUGAGAUGAGCUCCACAAACUCGUGGAAGUAUCACAGUGAUGGCGUGUGUUCGCCUGACAUGGUAGUAUUGACCAACACUUCCAUUCCUGCCAACGUCGGGAUUCUCCCAAGAUGCGCGUUUUUGAUCAGCCCCUUCCAGCGAACGCUGGUUCUCGCUGCGGUUUACCCAAUUCUCGUUGCGGUUCACCCGAAAAGGUAUGACACCCGCCCCUGUCAUAUGAUUUUGGACUUGCCAAUAGUCUCGAAUCCAUAGCAACGAAGGUGCUGCGUCCAAUGCCGACAGAGCGGCCCGCCAGGCAAUGAUUUGAGCACUAUUAUAAGCACGACCGGUGAAACGAGAAGGACCCAUACUCGCUCACCAUGGCCCUGACGUCUCUGUUCUACGGACUGUUGCUCACCGCCAUCACCUCUGCGGGUGUUGCACGGGCUACGGACAUCACUCAAGUCAAUGCCAUUGUGGGCGUCAACGGAAACUCCACGGUCGAGUGUUGGACCUUGACCACCGACAUCUCCAUUACUUCGUCCGCCUCCGUCGAACAACUAGGCUCCAUAGAUAGCGCGAGCUACUCAUACUUCCCGGGACCUGACCCAUUCGACUCUGGAACGCACACGGCGCCGAAUCUCCAAUACUUCUUCAUCAUCGGGGGCGGCGGGACGAUCACGUUCCCUGCGGACCCCAGCGAGACCCUGUCGGUCAAGCCCGGUCAACUGUACAUCGCUGUGGAUAGCGCUUCUACGUCCGACCUGGGGCAUCACACAGUCAUCAACGGUGGCUCCCUUGUCUUGCAGCUUCCGUUCUCAGGCGGAACCAUUCCUUCUCACACGGCCACCUCUGGACAGUGCGCUUCUUCUUGAGUCGACUCGAGGCGCCGCGAAUUCGAUUAGAGUAUAGCAUUGUAUACCCAUCGCACACACCGGGUCUACCAAGCGCCGGACUCUUGCACAGUCGUAGAGAGGCAACUAAUAGUAACUUAAGUAUAACCCG
Messenger RNA from Dichomitus squalens LYAD-421 SS1, 1178 nucleotides. RefSeq names its product small secreted protein. The record is from RefSeq and is a predicted model, not a curated record. The transcript has 5 exons. Bases 554 to 1048 code for a protein of 164 amino acids. Lineage: Eukaryota; Fungi; Basidiomycota; Agaricomycetes; Polyporales; Polyporaceae.